GUCAUUUGAUUUAUUUUUGUGAUUCCAUUUCCAUUCCAUCAAUUUAGAAUAUAAAUACAAUGAUGAUAUAUGUGAAAUUGCAGUAAAUAAAUCAAAAAUUCCAUCAUGUACAAAUUUGAUAGUUCUAUCAUCAAACUAGCGAACAUAGAAAUGUUAGGACACAAUAAGUCUAGGAUUCCUGGCUUGUUUCGUUCGGUCAGUACAUCGAAUUGGAAAUAUUCGAACCACUAUGAUGCUUUGGGAGUAACUCCGAAGGCGACACAAAGUGAAAUCAAGUCGGCAUAUUACAAACUAUCCAAAAUUUAUCACCCAGAUAAAUCUGAUGAUGAGACAUCAGCAAAAAAAUUCAGAGCAAUAUCUGAAGCCUAUGAAGUUCUUGGCAACAUAAAACUGAAGAAAUUGUAUGAUAAAGGUUUGAUGGUUGGACAUCAGAAUACAUCAAGAAUGGGCUACCAGCCUGAACCAGAGCCAACAGACCCUUCUCUCAAAUUUUAUAAGUCUCGUUUGAAAUCCCAUAUAAUUCCUACUAUGGAUGGAAAAGUUCCUAUUUAUGACUUUGACUCUUGGGCCAAGAAUCACUAUGGAGAUUUGUUCAAAAAAUCACAAUAUGAUAAAGAUUUAGUGAAUAAAAAGAAGAGGAAAAUUAAAGCCCUUAAUACAGCCUCAAAACAGGAGGCAAUCUUAUACCUUGUGUUCAUAAUAUGUGGGGUUUUACUAAUGUCGGGUGUUGGCUCAACAGAUUAUGAUAAAGACACAACAAGACACAUAAAGAAUGAUGCCAAACCAAAUCAAAAUUUAUCACUUGACUAAAAUUAUGCAAAUUAAUGUAGUAAAUAUCAAUAAUUACUUGUAAUGACACAUACCACAUUUACAUUGCUUAGAAGAACAGGCUAACUCUCGCCAUUUUUAUGCUAAAUAUCUACCUAUAUAUAAAUUCGAGAGUUUGUAAAUAUUUUUGGAUUGUCACUCUUUCAUGCACAAACUACACUAAACACUUUUUCAUUAAGCUUUGCAGUAAUAGCUAAUAUUGUAAUAAAAGAAGUAAGGUUAAAUUUAUAGAGAUUUAAGACGAAGUUACGGGCAGUUAACAGUUAGAAAAUAAAAAUAUAUAAGACUUUUGUUAUGGGAUACAAUGCACUUAAAAGCAUAUAAAAACUUACACCUAAUCAACAAUUUGUGUUUGCAAAUUUAUUCAGUGUUUGCAAUGUAAGUGUGGUAUUAAAAUUAUCAUAUAAUAAUUGAUAUUUUCUUCUAGAUAUAUUGUAUAUAAAGUGUACAUAUUUCAAAUACUUCCAUAGCUGUAGACAAAAUGUGAUAUUAAUUUAUUAAAAAUGCGUCAAGAUUUUAUUACUAACCCAAAUAAAAUGUGUUAUUUUAUUAUA
This is a messenger RNA of Amyelois transitella, 1382 nucleotides long. RefSeq names its product dnaJ homolog subfamily C member 30, mitochondrial (gene DnaJ-11). The record is from RefSeq and is a predicted model, not a curated record. Lineage: Eukaryota; Metazoa; Arthropoda; Insecta; Lepidoptera; Pyralidae. The transcript has 5 exons. Bases 106 to 810 code for a protein of 234 amino acids.